UUGAUGGGAACAGGCGUACGUUGCUUCUCUUUUUCCUCUCCUAUUUGGGCAUUGGCCGUGGCAAUAUUCCUUCGGAAAAGCAAUUCCCUGGAAAUAAGCGACAACGCUAAUCUCUUUCCCCACAACUUCUAUGCUUACAAGAAACAUCAACAAUGGCUGUUAAAUUGUCAAUGCUAUUACCAGGAUAAGAUUGGUCGUUAACCACCAGAACGAGGACGAGCCUAACCCCCCCCCCCCCCAAAACAAUUCAAAAAAAAAAAAAAAAAAAAAAAUCUCUCGUCUACAAAAUCUCUUUCUGGCAGUCUCUCUCUCUCGAUCUUGGACUGGAUUGGAUUGGAAUAGAGAUUUCCGUUGCCAAGGUGGAACUGGUAGGUUGUUUAGGGUUUGAAUUGUUUUUGAUUGAUUCGGUGAUUUGUUGCGGGAUCGAAUGGCUGUUGCUGCGACUUGUAGGCGGUGGCGGCAAUCGGGAACGCAUUUGCGGAUAAGCGGAUUUAGUGGGUUUGGGGUUCCAACGUCAGUGUACGAUCCGUUUUCGGCUUCUUUGGCUUCGGUUAGGCAAUUGGAUUGCAGGCAUAUUUCUGAGCUUGCGAAAUCGAAUGGAAAGCGAUUGUUUCUCGUUGACACAUUAGCCCUAGUUAGGAGAUUAGAGGGACAAGGUGUGCCGUCUAAGCAGGCUGAGGCUAUAACAGCAGCCAUAACUGAAGUUUUGAACGACAGUUUAGAAAAUGUGUCUCACUCAUUUGUUUCAAAGGCAGAGAUGCAGAAGAUUGAAAUGAUUCAAGAAUCCAAUCUGUCCAAAUUCAAGUCCGAAGUCCAGAGCUCACAGGGACACCAUUUUUCUUUGUUACAACAUGAGACGGAAAAGCUUCGGAAUGACAUUGAGAAGAUGCGCAAUGAAUUGAGGUAUGAAAUCGAUAAAGUCACUGCUGGACAGCGGUUGGAUUUGAAUCUUGAAAGGGGGAGGAUUCGGGAUGAGCUAGCAAAUCAGAAUGCUGAAACCUCUAACCUUACGAAUAAACUUGAUCGGGAAAUUCAUGCUCUUAGGGCCCACUUGGAAGCAGCAAAAUAUGAUGUAAUAAAAUACUGCAUAGGUACUCUUGUUUCCAUCUCUGCAGUUGGACUUGCUGUAAUUCGUAUCUUGAUGUGAACUUCUUGUCUUGUAUUAAAAGUCAACUGUUGUUGCUCAAAAGAAGAAAACGUAGGUUAUUCUUUUGAAGCUACCUUUUGUUUUGGAAAAAAGGGUAGAAAAUAAACCUUGAAAAAUUGAACUAGUGUCAGUUGGGCUCAAGGAAGCAUUCCCUAUAUGGCUUUAUUAAUUCCAUUCGUUGUUGGAUUCUUUGUUUUUGCAAGGAAUUAUUUACUAAACUUGUUUAUGCAGGAACAAAAACUUUAUAAAUCUAAAUUACGAUUUUAGGAUUUCUUGCUGCA
Messenger RNA from Carya illinoinensis, 1428 nucleotides. RefSeq names its product protein FMP32, mitochondrial. The coding region runs from base 428 to 1147 and encodes 239 amino acids. The record is from RefSeq and is a predicted model, not a curated record. Gene Ontology annotation, cellular component: mitochondrion. NCBI's taxonomy places the organism in Eukaryota, Viridiplantae, Streptophyta, Magnoliopsida, Fagales, Juglandaceae. The transcript has 8 exons.